Molecule: messenger RNA, 2634 nt
Organism: Volvox carteri f. nagariensis
Lineage: Eukaryota; Viridiplantae; Chlorophyta; Chlorophyceae; Chlamydomonadales; Volvocaceae
Gene: atpma2
Product: F1F0 ATP synthase, subunit alpha, mitochondrial
Exons: 10
Coding region: 142-1851 (569 amino acids)
Biological process (GO): proton motive force-driven ATP synthesis; proton transmembrane transport
Molecular function (GO): proton-transporting ATP synthase activity, rotational mechanism; ADP binding; ATP binding
Source: RefSeq, a predicted model, not a curated record
CUUUGCCCAGGGGGUCUGUGCUACACAACUUUAGGCUCCGCCGGCAGUGGGCCGCUUCUUGUCAGGUCGAGCGAUCGGCCUUGGCGGACACUUUUAUCAGCAGGAGCGGCAAACUCUAUACUUGGUCAGCUAAGCUGAACAAUGAGGAACUCCGCGCUGUCUUUCGUGCGCGCGGGCGUGCUGCAGCUGGGCUCGCAGUCUGGUGUGAGUCUGCUGGCUCAGGAGGGUGCGUUUACGCUUUCAAAGCGUUCUGAGCAGGCCAUCCUUCGCAUCAGCCGCGCGUUUGCUGCCGACGCCAAGGCGUUGGAUGAGCUGCGAAAGCCGAAGUUUACGAGCAAGUAUCUGAUUAACCAUGUCUCCGAGAAGCUCAUUCCUGCCGUCAAGGAGUGGGAGAAGCAGUACCAGCCUCCGGUUAUCCAUUUGGGCCGCGUCUUGUCCGUUGGUGACGGUAUUGCCCGUGUGUAUGGACUGAAGAGCGUGCAGGCUGGUGAGCUUGUUUGCUUUGACAGCGGCGUGAAGGGCAUGGCGCUGAACCUGCAAGCGGACCACGUCGGUGUUGUCGUGUUUGGUAACGAUUCCCUGAUUCACCAGGGUGACCUCGUCUAUCGCACUGGCCAGAUCGUGAAUGUGCCGGUCGGUCCGGGCACUCUUGGUCGUGUGGUGGAUGCGCUGGGACAGCCCAUCGAUGGCAAGGGUCCGCUUACAAAUGUAAAGUCGUCGCUUGUCGAGAUUAAGGCACCGGGUAUCAUUGCUCGCCAGUCUGUGCGCGAGCCCCUGUACACUGGCGUGAAGGCGGUGGAUGCUCUUGUGCCGAUUGGCCGUGGUCAGCGUGAGCUGAUUAUUGGUGAUCGCCAAACCGGCAAGACGGCCAUUGCGGUGGAUUGCAUUCUGCACCAGAACUACCUUAACGGCAUCACCAGCCGGAAGAACCGCGUGUACUGCAUUUACGUGGCUAUUGGCCAGAAGCGCUCAACUGUGGCGCAGCUGGUGAAGCUCUUCGGCCAGACGGGUGCGCUCAAGUACACCAUCAUUGUGUCGGCUACGGCAUCGGAUGCUGCGCCUCUGCAGUUCUUGGCACCAUACUCGGGCUGUGCCAUGGCCGAGUACUUCCGCGACAACGGCAAGCACGCUGUCAUCAUUUACGAUGAUCUGUCGAAGCAGUCGGUAGCUUAUCGCCAGAUGUCUUUGCUGUUGCGCCGCCCGCCCGGCCGUGAGGCUUUCCCCGGUGAUGUGUUCUACCUGCACUCCCGCUUGUUGGAGCGUGCUGCCAAGAUGUCGGCGGCCAUGGGUGGAGGCUCGCUCACUGCUUUCCCUGUCAUCGAGACGCAGGCCGGUGACGUGUCGGCGUACAUCGCCACGAACGUGAUUUCGAUUACGGACGGUCAGAUUUUCCUGGAGACUGAGCUGUUCUACAAGGGUAUUCGUCCCGCGCUGAACGUCGGUCUGUCAGUGUCUCGUGUCGGCUCCGCUGCACAGUUCCCAGGCAUGAAGCAGGUCGCUGGUACGCUGAAGCUGGAGCUGGCCCAGUACCGUGAGGUGGCUGCUUUCGCCCAGUUCGGCUCGGACUUGGAUGCCGCCACUCAAUACGUGCUGGAGCGCGGUGCGCGCCUGACGGAGGUGCUGAAGCAGCGCCAGUUCAACCCAAUGCCUAUUGAACAGCAGACUGUGGUGGUGUACGCCGCCACCAAGGGCUACCUGGACAAGGUGCCGGUGUCGAAGGUCACAGCUAGCGAGGACGUAAUCCUGAAGCACGUGGAUCCCAAGAUCUUCAAGGUCCUGAAGGCUAAGGGAAAGAUUACCCCUGAGAUUAAUGCUCACCUCGCGCAGCAGAUGGCCACCUUGCCACUGUAAACGGGGUAACAUCGGGAAGCGGUUUGUCGCAUUUGGGCUUUCUGUGCUACUAAGCGGUGGGUGGUGAGGUUUCUUCACGAGAACGUACCGUGGUGGUAAAAACCUCGAGAGAGUCUGGCGACAACUCAGCAUGGAAUUGAGACAAUUCGUAUUGGCAUUGUGAAGUAUAGAGCUCGGUUGCUUCGGACGCGUCCUGCUAAUUCCGUCGCGGCUAUCUUGCAUGUGGAUGGGGUAGUGCCUGCUUGGCGUGUCGUGGAGCGGACAGAUAGCGCUUGCGUGGUGUCGCGUGCGCAUUAUCGGGAAUGCACAGCCGAGUGCACAGCGAAGGUGGUUGUUCAGUUGGUAUGCUUGAUUUCGAGGUAGCCUAAGCUUGUUCAUAUGUAAGCAGAUGUAAAAGGAAGGCUUAGCAGAUACGUCAACUUACAGGGGGGAUCUGGCUUCACAACUUGACUCAAGAAAUUAUCAUAUUAAUUGUAAUAGUCGGCAGCCACGAUGGGCAAGGUGAACCUUGCCACACUGCAACCUGCCACACUGCAACCUUGAACCACCUUGCCACACUGCAACAACAUGCGAAUGCGCUGUAGGUUUUUUACGCGUGCCAUAUCUGUCGCUUUGUGCAGUAAUCUUUGCGCAGAAGUCCUUUUUAUAACUUUACAUAUCCAUUACAGAAUUUAGGGAUUUAACCCUUCUUUUUAUGCAUUUUUGGGCGGGGCCCCGGCGCGAAGCGCCCAGGGGGGCCCCGACCUGUAGGAUUGCCCAUGUCCGUGUGUGUGUGUGUAACGG